CGUUCAAGAUGUCCAGCAAAGGGAACGGCGCAGAAGGCAAAACAGACUUGGCCAACGGAAGCCUGUCUAGCAGUCCAGAGGAGAUGUCUGGCGCUGAGGAGGGGAGGGAGACAUCCUCAGGCAUUGAAGUGGAAGCCUCAGACCUGAGCUUGAGCUUGACUGGGGAUGAUGGUGGCCCCAACCGUGCCAGCACAGGAAGCCGGGGUACAGAUACGGAGAGCUCAGGUGAAGAUAAGGACUCUGACAGCAUGGAAGACACUGGCCAUUACUCCAUCAACGACGAAAACCAAGUCCAUGACCGCUCAGAGGAAGAAGAGGAAGAAGAGGAGGAGGAGGAGGAAGCGCACCCUCGGCGCCGUGUCCAGCGGAAGCGGGCCAACCGUGACCAGGACUCAUCAGAUGAUGAGCGGGCCCUGGAGGACUGGGUGUCUUCGGAGACAUCCGCCCUGCCUCGACCUCGGUGGCAAGCCCUUCCUGCCCUUCGGGAGCGGGAGCUGGGUUCUAGCGCCCGCUUUGUCUAUGAGGCUUGCGGAGCAAGAGUCUUUGUGCAGCGUUUCCGCCUGCAGCAUGGGCUCGAGGGCCAUACUGGUUGUGUCAACACCCUGCACUUUAACCAGCGCGGCACCUGGCUGGCCAGUGGCAGCGAUGACCUGAAAGUGGUGGUUUGGGACUGGGUGCGGCGGCAGCCAGUGCUGGACUUUGAGAGCGGCCACAAAAGCAAUGUCUUCCAGGCCAAGUUCCUUCCUAACAGCGGUGACUCCACCCUGGCCAUGUGUGCCCGUGAUGGGCAGGUGCGGGUAGCAGAGCUGUCUGCCACACAGUGUUGCAAGAACACGAAGCGUGUGGCCCAGCACAAGGGAGCGUCUCACAAGUUGGCCCUGGAACCGGACUCUCCCUGUACGUUCCUGUCUGCAGGUGAAGACGCCGUUGUUUUCACCAUUGACCUCAGACAAGAUCGGCCAGCUUCGAAACUGGUGGUGACAAAAGAGAAGGAGAAGAAAGUGGGGCUCUAUACGAUCUAUGUGAAUCCUGCCAAUACCCACCAGUUUGCAGUGGGUGGACGAGAUCAGUUUGUAAGGAUUUACGACCAGAGGAAAAUUGAUGAGAAUGAGAACAACGGAGUGCUCAAGAAAUUCUGUCCUCACCACCUGGUGAACAGUGAGUCCAAAGCAAACAUCACCUGUCUUGUGUUCAGCCACGACGGCACAGAGCUCCUGGCCAGUUACAACGACGAAGACAUUUACCUCUUCAACUCCUCUCACAGCGACGGGGCCCAGUAUGUGAAGAGAUACAAGGGCCACAGAAAUAAUGCCACAGUAAAAGGCGUCAAUUUCUAUGGCCCCAAGAGCGAGUUUGUGGUGAGCGGCAGUGACUGCGGGCACAUCUUCCUCUGGGAGAAGUCCUCCUGCCAGAUCGUGCAGUUCAUGGAGGGGGACAAGGGAGGCGUGGUAAACUGUCUUGAGCCCCACCCCCACCUGCCUGUGCUGGCAACCAGCGGCCUAGACCAUGAUGUCAAGAUCUGGGCACCCACUGCUGAAACUUCCACUGAGCUGACGGGGCUGAAGGAUGUGAUUAAGAAGAACAAGCGGGAGCGGGAUGAAGACAGCUUGCACCAUACUGACCUGUUUGAUAGCCACAUGCUCUGGUUCCUCAUGCAUCACCUGAGACAGAGACGCCACCACCGGGUCUGGUGA
Puma concolor (puma) is the source of this 1694-nucleotide messenger RNA. NCBI's taxonomy places the organism in Eukaryota, Metazoa, Chordata, Mammalia, Carnivora, Felidae. The record is from RefSeq and is a predicted model, not a curated record.